GAGACACCCACGUGGUGUAGUUUUGAGGAAGAGGCGGCGGCGGCGGCUGCGGAAGCCAUGGCGGCGGCUCGGAAAACUUCACGCGGAAUCACAAAAUUCAAGAAAGGGAGAGGAUUUUUGCCUUCUGCUAGAUUUAGGAAAAAGGGAAUAAAAGUUGUAGGAACUUGGAAACCUGUGAAGAUUGACCCACAGGUGUUUGCUGAAGGACAGCUUGAAGAUCUGGUAUGUUUUGAAGAGCUUCAUGAUUAUAAAUUGGUAGGUCCCUCAAAACUUUCAUCAAAAGAAAAACCCAAAAAGAGAAAAUCUCAUGCUGUGGUGUCUGAGGGGGAGAUAGAAGAAGAAACAACUUCCCAGCCGAAAAAGAAGAAGAAGAAGAACAGAGACCUGGGAACCGAGAUAGCUGUUAAAGAGAAAAAAAAUCCUUCUUCUGCAGAUGAAGACCUAAUUUUCCAGGAAGAUGUACUCAAGUGUGAACUCGACACAGACCCUGAGAAUGGUCUCCAAGAAGGUGGGGUUGUAGAAAUCACAAGUCCUCCCAAAACUGCUCAGAAAAAGAAGAAAAAAAAAUUAGGGAAAAAAGCACAAGCAUCUUCUCAGGCUGCUCCUUCGAAAGUUCCCCCUAAAGUAAAGACUUGGACAGCCAAGUUGGAUGAUCAGAAAGCUGACGUCUCUGCCUGGAAGGACCUUUUUGUACCAGAGCCCGUCCUUCGAGCCUUGAGCUCCCUGGGCUUCAGUGCUCCGACUCCUAUUCAGGCUUUGGCUUUGGCCCCUGCUAUCCGAGAUAAUCUGGAUAUCCUUGGUGCUGCAGAAACAGGAAGCGGGAAGACCCUUGCCUUUGCUAUCCCAAUGAUUCACUCAGUGUUGCGCUGGCAGGAGGAGCAGGAGCAGGCCGGAGGUCACUCUGAGGAUGGAGAGUCCUUGGGGGAUGCCAAUGGUUCUUCUGACGAUGGUAACGAAGAGAAGGAUGGGGACCCCUCUCACAGUCCGAGCGAUGAAAAGGAGUCCGCUGACAUAGAGCUGGAGCUCGAGGAGGAAAAGCCUACUGGUCACAGCAAUAGGAGUUCGCCCUUGCUUGGACUUGUUCUGACGCCCACUAGGGAACUGGCUGUCCAAGUCAAACACCAUAUUGAUGCCGUCGCCAAGUUUACAGGCAUCAAAACUGCUCUCUUGGUUGGUGGAAUGGCUCCUCAGAAACAGCAAAGGAUGCUGACUCGGCGGCCAGAAAUUGUGAUUGCCACCCCUGGGCGUCUGUGGGAGUUAAUUAAAGAGCAACAUCAGCACCUCUCGAAUCUCAGGCAGCUCAGGUGCCUUGUGAUUGAUGAGGCUGACAGAAUGGUUGAAAGAGGCCACUUCACUGAGCUCACCCAGUUGCUGGAAAUGCUGAAUGACAGCCAGUAUAAUCCGCAAAGACAGACAUUUGUAUUUUCUGCCACUCUGACUCUGGUCCAUCAGGCACCUGCCAGAGUCUUUCAAAAGAAAAACGCCAAGAAAAUAGACAAGUUGGGCAAACUCGACAUGUUGAUGCAGAAAAUUGGGAUGAGGGGGAAACCAAAGGUAAUAGACUUAACAAGGAAAGAGGCCACAGUGGAGACCCUGACAGAGACCAAAAUCCAUUGUGACAAGGAAGAGAAGGACUUCUAUCUCUAUUACUUUCUGCUUCAGUACCCAGGGAGAACCAUGGUCUUUGCCAACAGCAUUGACUGCAUCAAACGACUUACUGCACUCCUCUCUAUUCUGGAGCAAGAGCCACUUCCUUUGCAUGCAAACAUGCACCAGAAGCAAAGACUAAAAAACCUAGAGCGGUUUGCUGAACGAGAUAAUGGUGUUCUCCUAUCCACAGAUGUGGCUGCUCGGGGCCUGGAUAUUCCAGAUGUACAACAUGUCAUCCAUUAUCAGGUCCCUCGAACCUCAGAGAUUUACGUUCACCGGAGCGGCCGAACAGCCCGAGCAGCUAAGGAGGGUCUCAGUUUGCUGCUAAUUGGACCAGAUGACAUGAUCAAUUUCAAGAAGAUUUAUAAGACUCUUGAAAAGAAUGAGGAGAUUCCUUUAUUUCCCAUUGAAAUAAAAUGCAUGAAAGCAAUCAAGGAACGAGUAAAUUUAGCACGACAGAUCGAGAAAGAAGAAUACUACAAUAGCCGAGCAAAGCAGCACAACGCCUGGUUCCAGCAAGCUGCCGAUGCUCUUGAAAUAGAUCUGGACGAUGAUGUAUUCAUAGGAGGAAGACGUAAUGAACAAGAAGAGAGUCAGAAACAAAGGCUGAUGAAGGGAAUGAAAAAACAGUUAAAACAUCUGCUUUCCCAACCUGUAUUUAAAAACCUUAUGAAGACCAAGUAUCCAACACAGUUUGGAAGGCUGACACUGCCUGAGAUUCCUCUCCACACUUCAGAAUCUGCUCUGAAUACUGUAUCUCAGCAGAAGAAGAGGAGAAAGAAGAAACAAAUAAUUAUGAGUAUAAAUUAAUUUCAGACGAGCCAAAGUUCCGUUGUUAGUUUUAUACAGCCUUCUUCCUCUCCGUCUGCUCCCGUGGGCACUCCUGCUCAGCUCACACCAGGGAGAAUGAUGCCAUGGCCGAUUGGGCAGUCGCACCAGUCAAGAGUUAUCCCAUUCAUCCUGAUGUUGUUACAUCCCUAACAUGUCUGAAUUUUUUUUUUUUUUUUUAAUUAAAAGCCAUGACUCAA
Molecule: messenger RNA, 2678 nt
Organism: Sarcophilus harrisii (Tasmanian devil)
Lineage: Eukaryota; Metazoa; Chordata; Mammalia; Dasyuromorphia; Dasyuridae
Gene: DDX24
Product: DEAD-box helicase 24
Exons: 9
Coding region: 58-2460 (800 amino acids)
Cellular component (GO): nucleolus
Molecular function (GO): ATP binding; nucleic acid binding; RNA helicase activity
Source: RefSeq, a predicted model, not a curated record